GAGCGCCCCCUGGCGGCGGGGCGGCCCCGCGAUGGCGGCGGUGCCGCAGAACAAUCUGUGGGAGCAGCUGCAGCGGCACUCGGCCCGCGGGGCCCUCCGCACCCCGGCACCGCCGCGGGAUCGCCCGCCGGGCUUCACCUUCAAGAAGGCGCCGCGGGGCUUCGCCGCCGCCUCGGUGCUGAGGGACAAGGAUGUGAACACCUCCCUGGCCGCGCUCUCCUCGGCCGUGCCGGACARGAAAGCGCCAUCGUGGGGCUGUGUUCCCCCCCGCAGCCCCGACCCCCAGCCAGCCUGUACCCCACCGGCUCCCGCCGCGGCCCCCGAGGUGUCCAAGGCCCCCGCGGCUCCCGGGGCSAGGGCGGGCAGUGCUGUUCCCGCCGGGAAGGCCGGUCCCGGUUCUGCCGCUGGCUCUGUUAUCACCAUCGGCGAUGAGUGGGAUGACAUCGAUGACUUCGACCUGUCGGGAAUCGAGAAGAAAUUCUCUCGGCCGCCCGUGGUGUCUCCCAAGGGGAUGCGAGCCCCUCUCAAGGAUCCCCCUCGGCCGAGCCCCCGGCCAGCCCCGGCCCCGGCCCCGGCCCCGGCCCCGGCCCUGCCCGACUCUCCCAGGGGCGCGGGGGAGGGUGCGGGGCCCGGCAGCCCCAGCGGGGAGGCAGCGCCGGAGGCCGAGCAGCAAUCCUGCUCACAGCAGUCCGUGAUCUGCCUCGAGGACUCGGAUCCCUGUGGCGGGAGCGCGGCUGCGAGGGACAGCCUUCGAGAGGAGUCACCUGCUGACCCCCUUCUGGAUGCCGACAGCGCAGGGGAUCGCCCAGGUGCUGGAGGUGGUCAGGGCCAGGAGCCCCCGAGGGCUGAGAACAGCCCCUCAGAACUGGAUGAGGUCACCGAGUCCUUGGCAGCUGCUGAGUUYGAGGAGGAUGACCUGGACAUCAUCCCUCCCUCCCCUGAGGAGGAGCUGCCUCCCUUUUCCCCUUCUGUACAAAGUGUCAGUAUUUUCAGAGACUCUCCCACUGGUGGAAGCUCCAUGGCUGGCAGCUCUGAGGCCAGGCAGGAGAAGGUUCCCACAACACAUCCUGGAGGUGAUCCCAGUGCAGGGGAUUCAGGUGAAGCUGUGCCUGUGGCCCGGCAGCUGUACGGAGUCAUGGAGGCCAUCUGUGAGCUGGUGGAUGCCAUCCCCCUGCAGGAGCUGCAAGCCCUGGGCUGUGCCAGAGCCCUGCUCCAGCACAGGGACCUCAGGAGAAAGCUGCUGGCUAAUUCUGUCAGUGUGAACCAAAAUGGCAUAAACACCACUUUUGCUAGAAGCUGGAAGCCUUCCAUGGAGCAGGGCCCUCGUGCCUGUUGUAGUGCUGGUCCAAGUCCUGGUUCAAGCUGGAGCUUCAGUUCUGACAGAAAUUCCCCCAAAUCMACAAACCUCCCAUCAGUGCUUUCURUCUAUUCCAACAACUUUUCUAUCAAAACAAAUCAAACCUUGGACACCUCUUGUGCUUCAAAGCAGAGUGCUGAGGAGAUCCCCUCCCCAGGAACUGCAAAACUGUCUUUUCCCAAGGGAAGUGGCAGGGAGSGAGGUUCCCACAGGCUCAGCCUCCAGUCCUGUGACAGCAGCUGGGAUAAAACUCCGGGAACGAGGAAUGGGAACCAGCCCCUGACCAGCACAGCCCUGAGGGCUCAGAGCACAGCUCUCACUGCCAGUCCUGCAGGGAGCAGCUUCAGUACAAAUGAUCCCAGCUUCGACCUGGAURACUUUGACAUCGACGAUUUGGAUGAGGACUGGGAGAGCUCAGUGGCUGUUUCAGCAUCUGAGGCACCAUCGACACCUCUGUGUCAGCCCAUCAGGGAAGGGCCACCUACCAAAUCCCUCUUGUCCAAGAUUAUGUCCAGGGCCAAAGGGUCGGMUGUGGGAUCCAAUCCUGCUGCUCUGAAGCCAGGCUCCCUGAUGGCAACAAAGAAUCAUCCAGAUCCAGUGGUUCAUAACCCUGCACUGGAGCGUUUCAGGGGUAUGAAAUUUCUCCAUUCURAAGAAAUGAUGAAUAUAUUUCACAGAAAGUUUGGAUUGCACUGUUUCCGGACAAACCAGCUGGAGGCCAUCAAUGCUGCUCUGCUGGGGGAAGAUUGUUUCAUCCUCAUGCCCACAGGAGGWGGGAAAAGCUUGUGCUACCAGUUACCAGCCUGUGUCUCUGCUGGGGUCACUAUUGUUAUCUCUCCACUGAGGUCACUGAUCAUUGAUCAGGUUCAGAAGCUGAAGACUUUAGAUAUUGCUGCAACUUACCUGACUGGUGACAGAACAGAUGCUGAUGCCUCAAAAAUAUACAUGCAGUUGUCAAAGAAAGAUCCUGUSAUAAAGCUACUGUAUGUCACCCCCGAGAAGGUGUGUGCCAGCAACCGACUGAUGUCCGCCCUGGAGAACCUCUACGACAGGAAACUCUUGGCCCGUUUUGUCAUUGAUGAGGCCCACUGUGUCAGCCAGUGGGGCCAUGACUUCCGACAAGACUACAAGCGCCUGAACAUGCUCCGCAGGAAGUUCCACUCUGUGCCCAUGAUGGCCCUCACUGCCACUGCCAAUCCCCGUGUGCAGAAGGAUAUCCUAAAUCAGCUCGAGAUGCUGAAACCGCAAGUGUUUACAAUGAGCUUCAACAGGCAUAACUUGAAAUAUGAUGUGUUGCCCAAGAAGCCAAAGAAGGUGGCGAUGGAUUGCUUGGAAUGGAUUAAAAAGUAUCAUCCCCAUGACUCUGGAAUAAUCUAUUGCCUUUCCCGGCACGAAUGUGACACCACAGCAGCCAUCCUGCAGAAGGAGGGGCUGGCUGCCCUGGCCUACCAUGCUGGCCUCACYGAUUCCAACAGGGAUCUUGUGCAGCAGAAGUGGGUUAAUCAGGAAGGAUGCCAGGUGAUAUGUGCAACAAUUGCCUUUGGAAUGGGCAUUGACAAACCUGACGUGCGCUACGUUAUCCACGCAUCCCUUCCCAAAUCCAUAGAAGGCUACUACCAGGAGUCUGGCAGAGCUGGRCGGGAUGGAGAGAUAUCUCACUGCCUGCUCUUCUACAGCUACAGCGAUGUGACCAGGCUGAGAAGGCUUAUCCUGAUGGAGAAGGAUGGGAACAGCCACACUAGGCAGACCCACUUCAACAACCUGUACAGCAUGGUGCACUACUGUGAGAAUGUGGUCGAGUGCCGCCGCGUCCAGCUGCUCGCCUACUUUGGGGAAAUCAAUUUCAACCCCACCUUCUGCAAAGAUCACCCAGAAGUCAUUUGUGAUAACUGCAGUAGAAAGAAGGAUUAUAAAUCAAGGAAUGUGACCGAGGAUGUGAAGAGCAUUGUGCGGUUUGUACAAGAGCACUGCAGGCAAGCAGGRCGGAUGAAUGGGAAGAGGAAUCCAGGCUCUGGCAGGUACACCCUGAACAUGAUGGUGGACAUUUUCUUAGGUUCAACGAGUGCCAAGAUUCAGUCUGGAAUAUUUGGGAAGGGGGCUGCCUAUUCCAGGCACAAUGCUGAAAGGCUGUUUAGAAAACUGGUGCUGGACAGGAUCCUGGAUGAGGAUUUGUACAUCACAGCUAAUGACCAAGCGGUGGCGUAUGUCAUUCUUGGAGAGAGAGCUCAGGCUGUGCUGAAUGGGUCACUACAGGUGGAGUUCCACGAGACAGAGAGUGCCACAGCCAUCAGAAGGCAAAAGGCUUCCAUGGCAAAGAUGUCYCAGCGGGAAGAGAUGGUUAAACAGUGCCUCAGUGAACUUACAGAUACUUGCAAAACGCUGGGCAAAGUCUUUGAUGUGCAUUACUUCAAUAUUUUCAGUACUUCCACCCUAAAGAAAAUUGCAGAAACCUUGUCCUCAGACAUGGAAGUUUUGCUGCAGAUCGAUGGUGUCACAGAAGACAAACUGGAGAAAUAUGGUGCAGAAAUAAUUAAAGUGAUGGAUAAAUACUCCGAACACUCCAUCCCAGAAGAUGCUGCCUGCCCAGGUGCGGACACAGCCACGGGGAGCCCUGSCUCGCUGGGGAGCGAUGGAGAAGCAGAGGACGAAGGUACAACCUCCAGCUAUUUUGGCAAUAACACAAACCAAAGGAGGAAAAGGAAACGGCUGCCAAACUCCAGGGACUCCAAGAGGAAAAGGACAAGUGMUGGUGGCAGCCAACAGUUUCACUCCAGAGGUGGCUACGGCAGGUACAGAAGGACCAAGAAGCUGCCAAGCUCGAAGGCUCCGGCUUCCUCUGGCGCCAGCUUUGUGUCCAGCAGCGUUGGUGCCACGCAGGGAGCUGCUGGGAAGCUGGGCAUGAUGGCACUGCCCAAACCCAAAUCCAGAAGUUUCCUUCAGCCUUCGUAUUCCAUAUUCUAACUGGGAAAUGCAAUUACUGGAUGAAGCCAAGUCCCCCAGAUGGAAUCACUGUUUAUUAAAUUUUUGUUUUAUUUGCUGCUGCUGAACCUUCUGGGACUUGUGUAUUUGUCGGGUACAAAAGCUCACAUUAAAUAAAUAUUUUUUACUUGUCA
This is a messenger RNA of Malurus melanocephalus (red-backed fairy wren), 4470 nucleotides long. RefSeq names its product BLM RecQ like helicase (gene BLM). Gene Ontology annotation, molecular function: 3'-5' DNA helicase activity; four-way junction helicase activity; DNA binding. Lineage: Eukaryota; Metazoa; Chordata; Aves; Passeriformes; Maluridae. The transcript is spliced from 21 exons. Gene Ontology annotation, cellular component: cytoplasm; chromosome; nucleus. The coding region runs from base 32 to 4318 and encodes 1428 amino acids. Gene Ontology annotation, biological process: double-strand break repair via homologous recombination; DNA replication; telomere maintenance. The record is from RefSeq and is a predicted model, not a curated record.